Molecule: messenger RNA, 3499 nt
Organism: Trichoderma atroviride IMI 206040
Lineage: Eukaryota; Fungi; Ascomycota; Sordariomycetes; Hypocreales; Hypocreaceae
Cellular component (GO): cell septum; cell periphery
Molecular function (GO): chitin synthase activity
Source: RefSeq, a predicted model, not a curated record
CUUCCCCAAAUAGAUCCCCAGCUUCCAUAUCGACGCCGUCCUUGCAACCCAAGACGGCCUCGAAACUCCACGGAUCCAGUCCCGGGACAUCCACCAUGGCUUUUGACGAGUGUCCAAGAGCCGCCUCGAGCCUCACACGAUAGGCCCAUUAGUUCGCGAUCACCGCGGCCUCAAUACGAACCCAGUGUCUUGUCCUCUCACACUCGGACGGGGUCUAUUCGGGACAACGCUCCCAGCAUUCCGCCGCCAGAUGGAUCUUACAUGUCCUAUGAUACUAGAGAUCCUCAUAGGCCGUGGUCUCCAGCAUCGAGACUGACAGACUACUCUCGCCCCCCGCCUUCUCAUGAUUCUUAUGAGCCUUCAGACAUCAACGGCAGCCCCAGACCAGGAACCCCGUCUUCAAGGUAUGGCGGCAGCCCGCGACGUCCACUGCCCCCGGCACCUCGCUUUGGCAACACGUCGCGAGCCUCGCAAUUUACAGACGACAUAACUGUUUCAAUUCCCUACGACCAUCCUGAUGACGAAGACAUCUUCCGUCCCGAGUCGGAUCUCAGCGAUAACCGCCACUAUGACAACCAUUACGAUCAUUAUGACUACGAUGAAGAAGAUGGCCGCGCUUACGGCGAUGGCCGCGAGUCGUUCAUCUCAGGCGACCAAGAAACUCUGGGAGAAGAGAAUGAGUAUUUCGACAAAUAUGAGCACUACGGGCCGGCGCCUGACGGAGCGCAAGAGCGACGUGGUGUCCGCGCUCCGCAAAUGGCCAAGAAGGAGGUUCCUCUUAUCAACGGAGAGCUUGUUCUAGAGUGCAAAAUCCCAACCAUUCUUUACAGCUUUCUGCCGCGACGAGAUGAGGUUGAAUUCACUCAUAUGAGAUACACGGCUGUGACCUGUGACCCGGAUGACUUUGUUGACAGGGGGUACAAGCUCCGGCAGGCCAUUGGUCGGACGACUCGAGAGACUGAGCUCUUCAUCUGCGUAACCAUGUACAAUGAAGAUGAGAUUCUCUUCACCAGAACCAUGUAUGCCGUCAUGAAGAACAUAUCCCACUUCUGUUCUCGCUCUCGAUCCCGUACCUGGGGUGAGAAUGGCUGGCAAAAGGUGGUCGUUUGCAUCAUCUCCGAUGGCCGUGAGAAAAUCCAUCCACGCACACUAGACGCUUUGGCGGCCAUGGGAGUAUACCAGCACGGUAUCGCCAAAAACUUUGUCAACAACAGGGCCGUGCAGGCUCACGUCUAUGAGUACACAACACAAGUCUCACUCGACUCUGAUCUCAAAUUCAAGGGCGCCGAAAAGGGCAUCGUGCCGUGCCAAAUCAUCUUUUGCCUCAAAGAAAAGAACUCGCGCAAGCUCAACUCACACCGUUGGUUCUUCAACGCAUUUGGCAAGGCCCUGAACCCCAAUGUCUGUAUUCUUCUAGACGUGGGAACUCGUCCAGGAGGUACUUCGCUGUACCACCUCUGGAAGGCUUUUGACUUUGACUCCAACGUCGCUGGGGCAUGUGGUGAAAUCAAAGCCCUGAAGGGCAAAUACGGGUCAUACCUUUUGAAUCCUCUAGUUGCGUCCCAGAAUUUCGAAUACAAGAUGUCCAACAUCUUGGAUAAGCCUCUGGAGUCUGUUUUUGGAUACAUUACGGUGUUGCCCGGUGCUCUCAGUGCCUACCGUUACCACGCGCUGCAAAACGAUGAAACUGGUCAUGGGCCUCUCAGCCAGUACUUCAAGGGUGAGACCCUUCACGGCCAACACGCCGACGUGUUCACUGCCAAUAUGUACCUGGCCGAAGAUCGUAUUCUUUGCUGGGAGCUCGUAGCCAAGCGAGGCGAGAGAUGGGUUUUGAAAUAUGUCAAGGGUUGCCACGGAGAAACUGACGUUCCCGACACUGUUCCCGAAUUCAUCUCUCAGAGAAGAAGAUGGCUAAACGGUGCCUUCUUCGCUGCCGUCUACUCCCUUGUCCAGAUGCGACAGAUUCUACAGACUGAUCAUACCCUUGCACGCAAGGUCCUUCUUUACAUUGAAUUUGUCUAUCAAUUUGUUCAACUGCUCUUCACGUACUUUUCUCUCGCAAACUUCUACUUGGCUUUCUACUUCGUCGCUGGUGGACUGGCAGACCCAACGGUCGAUCCGUUUGGGCACGGCAUCGGAAACGUCAUCUUCAUCAUUUUGAGAUACACAUGCAUCCUGCUCAUCGCCAUUCAGUUCAUCUUGUCGCUCGGAAACCGGCCACAGGGCGCACGAAAGCUUUAUCUUAGCAGUAUGAUUAUCUACAGCAUCAUCAUGGUUUACACGACUUUCGCCAUCAUCUACAUUGUCAUCAGGCAGUUUACGCACAAGGAGGGUGGCCAAACGUUAACUCUCGGUAAUAACGUGUUUACGAAUCUCAUUGUGUCCAUGGCAUCGACGAUAGGUCUGUACUUUGCCAUGUCAUUCCUGUACCUCGAUCCGUGGCACAUGUUUACCUCUGCUGGUCAAUACUUCCUCCUGCUACCAAGUUACAUCUGCACGCUUCAAGUCUACGCCUUCUGCAACACGCACGACGUCACCUGGGGUACCAAGGGUGACAAUGUUAUCAAGACUGAUUUGGGUGGUGCCAUCGGAAAGGGCGAGACUGUUGAGCUUGAAAUGCCCAGCGAGCAGCUCGAUAUCGACAGUGGAUAUGAUGAGGCUCUACGCAAUCUGCGUGACCGAGUCGAAGUCCCAGAGAAGCCCCCGAGCGAGUCCCAACUGCAGGAAGAUUACUACAAGAGCGUCCGAACUUAUAUGGUUGUGUCAUGGAUGGUGCUGAAUGCCAUUCUCGCCAUGGCCAUAUCAGAAGUGUAUAGUAGCAAGGGCAUCGGUGACAACUUUUAUCUCCGCUUCUUGUUGUGGAGUGUGGCUGGCUUGGCUGUCUUCCGUGCUAUUGGCUCUACCACGUUUGCUGUUAUCAACCUCGUUCAUCUGAUAGUUGAAGGCAGAAUCCGCAUGACUCUCAAGCUGCCCAGCUGGGCGGGUGGCAUGGGCGAGAAGUUUAGCGAAACCAUGAGCAGCGUUGGGAGCAGCGUUACUAAUGCCCUUAGAUCUUGAAUCCAGUUUCCUGUUUCUUUAGAUUUGUACAGCUUCUUUUGAUUAUGUCCUACAUGAUUGAGAGAUUUUUCUCUUGUCCUUUUCUCUUUUCUUUUCUUUCUUCUUCUACUCUCCUUUGACAAACGGAGAGUCGGUGGGUGGCUCGUCUCUUUUUCUCUUCUUCUUCAUGCCCCUCUAUAAGAAAGAAAGAGGCACGAAUAGUUGAACAAAGUACCUAUACAAAGUUUGGAAAAAGACUGGGGAGGGUUUUUGGAGGCUCUUUCAAUUCUGAUUGGAUGCCUCUGUUCUUUUUUUCUGUAUCGUUGCGAGAAAGAGAAGCACAGUGUUUGUCAAUAUGGAUUCUCUGUAUGAUGUAUGUCUCUUGUCUAUAAUGAAAGGGUUCGAUGAGCCCCUUGACGUUGGAAAGCAUAUUGGUGAUGCGAGAGCAUUCCAUGGUAUGCUA